Alternaria conjuncta is the source of this 885-nucleotide messenger RNA. RefSeq lists its product as uncharacterized. Bases 1 to 885 code for a protein of 294 amino acids. The transcript is spliced from 2 exons. The record is from RefSeq and is a predicted model, not a curated record. NCBI's taxonomy places the organism in Eukaryota, Fungi, Ascomycota, Dothideomycetes, Pleosporales, Pleosporaceae.
AUGCCCAGUCGACGAGCUGAACGACGCAUUCGCGAGUAUCUAUCGCAUUUGAUACCCGUGCCACUACUCCAUGUACCAGAAAGCGACCGGAGCUGGUUUGACGACGCUAGAGCCGAGGCACUCGGAGGCGUCGACGAAGAGCCAGACCCGACAUCACUUCUAGAGAGGAGUCUCUUUCGUGUGCCUGCGGUGGGACUGAGAGGUCGGCGAAUUGAGCUUAUCUUCGGGUUGGAGAAUACCAAUGAGCAGGACGUUCGGCGAUUCUUCCAACACAUAGGUGAAGCUCUACGUGCUAUACCUUCCGCAGAACUCAAUGCUCAAGCAGCUAUCGACCAGACAACCCAGGCGAUUGCUGACGCCGAGGAAAGAUUGCGCGUGAUUCGCGCCGUCGAAGCCGAUCGCACAGCGCCCCCAGCUGUGGACACGUCGCAAGGCAUGCGUCGUGGCAGCGCAGAGGAGGAAGACGAGGAGAUGGCACGGCGAAUAAUGCAGGCGGGACUGCGACAAGCCAGGCCGGCGGUUGCGGAUGCGGCCCUACAACCUCCUGCGGCGACUGCGGCGGCCCCGAUCGCGGUAUCACGUGAGGACGAUGAGCGGCGGUUAUCAGAUCGAGAGUCUCAGCGGGGACAUACACCGCCAGCGUUGCGACGCCGCGACAGAUUGUCUGAGCAACAACACGACGCGAUCCUUUCGAGCGCAGGCCGCAUUACAAGAGCGAUCGGCUUCCUGGAGCAGCUUCGCCGGAUGGAAGAGAUGACCAUUGAUAGUUCUGACAUAGUUGAGCGAGUGCAAGAGGUCGAAGAUGCCGUGAACGCUUUGUGGCGGGGUGUUGAGGACGACAGGCUGCGGCGAGGGCGCAUUCGCUUCAUGCGUCGCGACUCUUAA